This is a messenger RNA of Cylicocyclus nassatus, 1773 nucleotides long. The record is from the annotation of a GenBank genome assembly. Lineage: Eukaryota; Metazoa; Nematoda; Chromadorea; Rhabditida; Strongylidae.
AUGUCGCGUUAUGGACGACGCGCCUUCAAGAAGAUCUCUCUUCCAGAACUCUUCCGUUCCGAUACAUUUACGUUUUUCGGUAUGGCGGACUUGCUUCCUGUGGAAGUUCCGGAGGACUUCAGUCGAAGUCGUAAUCGAGAUCACAGAGGACAGCUGCGACCAAUACCUGAAGAGAUGCGGUUUACAUACGGAACUGCUGGAUUUCGUCAGAAUGCUGAACUAUUGCCGUUUGUAGUUUUCCGGAUGGGAUAUCUUGCAGGUCUUCGGGCCAGAGAGCUUAACAAAACCAUUGGGCUCAUGAUAACUGCUUCUCACAAUCCUGCAAAGGACAAUGGCGUAAAAAUAGUGGAUCCAAAAGGAGAGAUGCUUGCAACUGAGUGGGAGAGGUACGCAUCAGAACUGGUAAAUACCAGCGAUAACGAACUACCCACAGCUGUGAGAGCUUUGGAGGUUCAGGUGGCCACUAGGCGUCCAGCUCCAAAAGCCUUGGUAGUCUGCGCUAUGGAUUCGCGUGAUAGUGGACCACAUCUGAUGAAUGCUGCCAAGGCUGGUGCAGCGCUGAUGGAUGUGCCAUUCGAAAACCAUGGAUUGCUUACUACCCCGCAACUCCAUUAUAUCGUAAGGUGCAAGAAUGAUCCCUCGUUUGGUGAAGCAAAAGAAAUUGGAUACUAUGUCAGAAUAUCUGAUGCAUUCAAAGAACUUUUGAAGAUUCAACGAGAGACCGGGAAGUCUUCUUACACUCCUGAACUCAUUCUCGAUUGUGCCAACGGCGUUGGAGCUGAGAAAAUGCGUAUGCUGUGUCGAUUUCUUCCGGAAGAUGCGUUGAGGAUACAGUUCCGAAAUGAGGAUGACAUACUCAAUUUUAAGUGCGGUGCAGAUUUUGUCAAAAUUGAACAAAUUCUUCCCAUAAACUUUGACGAUGUCGACGUCAGUGCCAGAUGCGCAUCCUUUGAUGGUGAUGCAGACAGAUUGAUAUAUUUCAGAGCUGCGGGAGACAAAGACAAGGUUAUUCUCAUGGAUGGUGACAAGAUUGCAGUGCUAAUCGCGAGAUACAUCAAGGAGGCUCUUGAUGACGCUGGAAUCACUGAUCUCACAAUGGGAAUCAUACAGACAGCAUAUGCAAAUGGGAACUCAACGAAAUACCUGAGGGAUGUGGUUGGCAUAACACCCGUUUUCGUGCCAACUGGAGUCAAGCAUCUACAUCAUGCGGCUGUAAAGUUCGAUAUCGGCAUCUACUUUGAAGCUAAUGGCCAUGGAACUGUCGUUUUCAGCGAAAAGUUUGAUCGAGUAAUUAGAAACGCAGAGCAACCCAAUGACGCCAUAAGAAGAUUACAGUUAUUCUCAAGAGUGAUCAAUGAGGUGGUUGGUGACGCAAUGGCAGAUCUCCUUGCAGUGGAGCUAUUGUUACGAUGGUACGGCUUUUCGAUUGAAGAUUGGGAGCGUGAACUCUAUACAGACGCCCCAAAUGUACAACUCAAAAUACCAGUAACCGAUCGAUCCAAGUUCAAAACAACAUAUGAAGAAACUACUUUAAUCGAGCCCGAAGGUGUACAGCAAGAAAUUGAUGCUUUGGUAGCUUCACAUGAAGGAGCACGAGCAUUUGUUAGACCGUCAGGAACCGAAAACAUCGUUCGUGUAUAUGCGGAAGCUCAUACUGCGGAAGGUGCAGCAGCACUCGCAAGUGAUGUGGCAAGCCUGAUCAAGGGGUUGAAAUCAACAGAGUUUUAAACAUAUCCAUUAACUUAUAAUUUAUUAUAAUAAAAAUUCGUAAUC